UGAGGGCAGAGAAGCCGAGUGCGGCUGGGGAAUGAUGGCUGAGGAAGAGGAAGAAGCUAAGCACAUCUUGCAGAAAUUACAGGAACUGGUGGAUCAGCUCUAUUCAUUUCGAGAUAGCUAUUUUGAGACACAUAGUGUUGAGGAUGCUGGGCGGAAGCAACAGGAUGUACGGGAGGAGAUGGAGAAGACCCUGCAGCAGAUGGAGGAAUUGGGUUCUGUCCAGGGCAAGGCACAGGCUCUGAUGCUAACAGGGAAGGCACUGAAUGUGACUCCUGACUAUAGCCCUAAGGCUGAGGAGCUUCUGUCAAAGGCUGUGAAGCUGGAACCUGAGCUGGUGGAAGCCUGGAACCAGCUGGGUGAGGUCUACUGGAAGAAAGGGGAUGUUGCAGCUGCCCACACCUGCUUCUCAGGAGCCCUCACCCAUUGCAAGAACAAAGUCUCCCUGCAAAACCUGUCAAUGGUGCUUCGCCAGUUGCGGACUGACACAGGAGAUGAACAUUCUAACCAUGUCAUGGACAGUGUUCGGCAAGCUAAGUUGGCUGUGCAGAUGGAUGUCCUCGAUGGCCGCUCCUGGUAUAUUCUGGGGAAUGCAUACCUUUCUUUAUACUUCAAUACUGGCCAGAACCCUAAGAUCUCCCAACAAGCCCUCAGUGCCUAUGCCCAAGCAGAGAAGGUUGACGGGAAAGCUUCUAGCAAUCCUGACCUUCAUCUGAACAGGGCAACGUUACAUAAAUAUGAAGAGAGUUAUGGAGAGGCCCUGGAGGGCUUUUCUCGGGCUGCAGCACUAGACCCUGCCUGGCCAGAGCCCCAGCAACGAGAGCAACAACUCCUGGAAUUCCUUAAUAGAUUAACCAUCCUCCUGGAAAGCAAGGGAAAGAUGAAGGUGAAAAAGCUACAGAGCAUGCUGGGAAACUUGCGUCCUGCCCACCUAGGCCCCUGUGGUGAUGGUCGCUAUCAAUCAGCCUCUGGGCAGAAGGUGACCCUGCAGCUCAAGCCUCUGAGUGAGCUGAAGCCUGGUGUAAAUAGUGGUGCUGUGGUCCUGGGAAAGGUGGUGUUUAGCCUAACCACAGAGGAGAAAGUCCCCUUUACAUUUGGCCUAGUAGAUUCAGAUGGACCUUGCUAUGCGGUGAUGGUGUAUAAUAUGGUGCAGAGCUGGGGAGUGCUCAUUGGGGACUCCGUAGCCAUCCCUGAGCCUAACUUGCGGCUUCACCAAAUUCAGCACAAAGGAAAGGACUAUUCCUUUUCCAGUAUUCGUGUGGAGACUCCCCUCCUGCUGGUGGUGAAUGGAAAGCCUCAGGGUUCCAGCAGCCAGGCUGCUGCCACAGUGGCCUCUCGACCGCAGUGUGAAUGACCUCUCCUGACUUGCAUGCUGAAGAGGGAGUGGAGGCGAGGAUAUAUGCUCAAGGCACUCGGCCACUGGACCAGCCACAUCCAAUGACUCUGAGGGGUUUGGGGAGGGAGUAUUUUAAAUGAAGACUUUCCCUUUUCCUGCCCAAUAAGAUAUUUUGUGUCUCCUUUUUUUUUCUCCCAUCAUGUUCCAGCUCAGAGCCACAUAGUCUCAUGAUAUAUCUCUCCUGYCUUUUUUAACUUUUUGACUGCUGUUUUAAGCAAAGAGCUUAGAAUUGGUAGAAGUGUUAGAAUCUUGCCAUGGGACAGGGUCCCCAAGGUUCCUGUUUUUUGUCUCCGUCCUGAGUCUAAUAUGUAUAUAUCAGUUCAGUAUUUAUUGCUAAGGGGAGGGGUGCUUAACUUUUUAAUGGCUUGAUUUUUGAGCAUUUUUUAAGAUUUAAGUUCUUCCCCUUAUUUGGGGCUGGAACAAAAUUAAACUUGUUU
Molecule: messenger RNA, 1830 nt
Organism: Urocitellus parryii (Arctic ground squirrel)
Lineage: Eukaryota; Metazoa; Chordata; Mammalia; Rodentia; Sciuridae
Gene: Ttc5
Product: tetratricopeptide repeat domain 5
Molecular function (GO): protein binding
Source: RefSeq, a predicted model, not a curated record